Cynoglossus semilaevis (tongue sole) is the source of this 1272-nucleotide messenger RNA. RefSeq names its product crystallin, beta B1 (gene crybb1). The record is from RefSeq and is a predicted model, not a curated record. The transcript is spliced from 6 exons. NCBI's taxonomy places the organism in Eukaryota, Metazoa, Chordata, Actinopteri, Pleuronectiformes, Cynoglossidae. Gene Ontology annotation, molecular function: structural constituent of eye lens. The coding region runs from base 413 to 1099 and encodes 228 amino acids. Gene Ontology annotation, biological process: visual perception; lens development in camera-type eye.
AGUCUGUACUCUGUUUUUCUGGGACUGUGGACCACGUGGUGUUUGGUGUUUGUCAUUGUCUCAUUGUCUCCUCUGCUCCAUUACUUUCCUCUCUACGUGUAGCUAUAGCCUAACUUACAAACUCACCAGGUCAACAUGUGCUGAAAAACAGCAUCGCUCAGCAUUUUCCUUUGAUUGUAAAGUGCUUACAGACUGGUCAGUGGGGCCACCGGCAUUUCUGGGCGGUGCAGUGGCCCAGUGGCUUUGGGACAAACCAACUGUGAUGAUGAGAGCCUUUCCUUUGUGUUGCCAGCCUCUCGGUUUGGCCUUUGCCAGAGUAUAAAAGCUCACACCGACAGCAGACGGGACUAGCAGGCGCUAUCCUUCCUAUCCACACAGCACUGCAAGCUAUACUAACACGCAGCCCCUCAUCAUGUCUCAGACCACCAAGACCCACGGCACUGAUGCCAAGGACAAGGGAGUCCCUGCUCCAGCUGCCUCCAGCAAGUCCACCAAGACCGGUGAACCCGGCAUGGGUUCCUACAGAGUUAUGCUGUUUGACCAGGAGAACUUCCAGGGCAGAAUGACAGAGUUCCAGAAUGAGUGCAUGAAUGUGUGUGACCGUGGAAUGGACAGAGUUCGUAGUAUCAUUGUGGAGUGCGGCCCCUUUGUUGCCUUUGAGCAGACUAACUUCCGUGGGGAGAUGUUCAUCCUGGAAAAGGGAGAGUAUCCUCGCUGGGACACCUGGAGCAACUCCUACCGUAGUGACUGCCUCAUGUCUCUCAGGCCCAUUCGCAUGGACAGCCUGGAGCACAAGAUCUGCCUGUAUGAGCUCUCCGACUUCAAGGGCAACAAGAUGGAGAUCCAAGAGGACGACGUGCCCACCCUUUGGGCGCAUGGCUUCUGUGACAGAGUGGGCAGCGUGAGAGUGCCAGGAGGAUCUUGGGUGGGCUACCAGUACCCUGGAUACAGAGGCUACCAGUACCUGUUUGAGUGUGGAGAAUACAGACACUACAACGACUUCUGCGCCUUCCAGCCCCAGAUCCAGUCUAUGCGCCGCAUCCGCGACAUGCAGUUCCACCAGAGAGGCUGCUUCACCUUUACCUCUGCCAGCAAGUGAAUGAGACACGGGAUGCUGUUGUAGCCGAUGUAGCCCUCUGAGCUUUACAAUUCUCUAAACCCAACAUCUGAAUCAGCACCAUCAACGCUCCAUCCAACAGAAAUCACAGAAUAAGCACAAACACAGUGGACAUUGUGAAAUGACUUUUUAUGCUGCUACAAAAAUAAAACUGC